AUGAAGAAAUCGGUUCUCGAUACUCCGACGAUCAAACUACUCCAGAUAUGGAUUUCAGCAGACCACGAAGAGCGAUCGUCAUUAACACUCCAUUUGAUUUGGAUCAUAGUGAUUCUCCAAUUCAAUAUAGAAGGAAAUUCCAAGCACUAUAAAGACAAUUCCCUUGCUCAUCUCUUCAUCAUGAACAACGUUCACUACAUCGUCAAAAAGAUCAAAGGCUCAUCAGAGCUGAGAGAGAUGAUCGGAGAUCAUUACCUGCGAAAACUCACAGCAAAAUUUCGGCAAGCUGCAACAAGCUACUAA
Lactuca virosa is the source of this 303-nucleotide messenger RNA. The record is from the annotation of a GenBank genome assembly. NCBI's taxonomy places the organism in Eukaryota, Viridiplantae, Streptophyta, Magnoliopsida, Asterales, Asteraceae.